CAACGUUCAAGAUGAGCGAACAAAACGAAGCCGCAACAUAUAGUGAGGACGUCAUCGCAGAAUCAAGUCACAACUCUGAACAGAAAUCGACCAUGGGACGACCUACCACAACCUCGCCGACGAGCGAAAGUCGGGGCAAGUCGCCUGUCAACGGUCACUCUCGGUUCGGUGCUCCCGCGGACGACCACUUCCGAAUGUUCUUGGAGAGUUUUGCAAACAAUGCCAAGGGCCCUCGGAUUUCUUUGCCGAAAAAGACGCAUGAGCGAAAAGGAAUUGCCGGACGCUAUCCCGAAUUCUUUGGGGGAGAAGUCUGCCGUGCUCAACUCAAGACUUUUCUGGCUGAUUACCCGCCCGACCCAUGGAACCACGGCUGGGUAGAGAUCAAAGGCGACGGUGCCGUCAUGUUUGAAUCAAAGCGGCAAAUGCUCGUUUGCAGACAGCUCGCCAAGCUCGUCGUUCUCUCGCAUCUUCUCGUCUUCAACUCGAACCGUCUCCUCACCCAGGCUCUUCGGGACAUACUGCCGCUGUCGGCCGAGUCUGCCUUGUUCAACCAGGUACGAAACGAGGCGUACACUCUGUUCAGCAAGUACGAGGACGAGUUCCUCUGGGAAGGUUUCUACCAACUGGUUAACAACAUGCUAGAUCUUCAUGGGCAUGCUGUGACAGGCGAUUUCCGCCUCGAUGCCGACGUCUGGGAGCGCAAUGCAGAGAACCUUAUCCACACAGAGCAGUUCCUGCUGGAUACUUUCACCAAAGAACUCUGGCUUGAGUACUUUGACAUGUUCGAGGAUCUUGCCGACUGGGACGCUGUGUUUGAGGACCGCACCGCCAUGCCCUUCUUCUUCAUCAGCACCCUCUACACCACGAUCUGCUUUGAGAUGGCCGAUGUGGUGCUCAGUGAGCGCCGGAUGAAUCCAGCCGAGCCAGAGGAGGUCGUGACCCAGACUGAGGCCAAGGGUAACGAGGAUUCGCAGCCCCCCGUCGUGUCAGCAGCCGCCAUACGCGACACUGUCCGCUGGAACACCGACUCGGAGGGACGGGCGCAUAUGCACUGCUUCCUCGAGAUGAUGGGUGCGCACCCGGACUUUUGUGAUGUGGAGCUGGACUUGUUCCCUUGGAUCGAGUGGAAGGAGCCCUCCACAGAUGCAUUGCUCAUGGAGAUCUCCAGGGAGACAAUGCGACACCGCUACGUCAAGAAGAAUGUGCCCCGGGCUUCCAAGAGAGGCAUGCAGAUCAGGAGCUCGGAAGAUAUGCAAGUUGACUGA
Messenger RNA from Pyricularia pennisetigena, 1265 nucleotides. RefSeq lists its product as uncharacterized. The annotation marks the transcript as partial. The record is from RefSeq and is a predicted model, not a curated record. The transcript has 2 exons. NCBI's taxonomy places the organism in Eukaryota, Fungi, Ascomycota, Sordariomycetes, Magnaporthales, Pyriculariaceae.